AUGAAUAAACAACAAGACAAGGGAUGGAUGGAUGGAUGGAUGGUUAAAACGUUCCUUCUAGAGUUCUAUAGUGUUAUACUCAUCACAGAAACAUUCAAUCCACAUUGUUCUACUGGUCAGAUUCCUCUUCAUCUUCUUCAGGUUACACCUUUUUCUUUACCUUACAAUUCUCUUCCAUUACAUUUUCUGCAACCUCCUAACCAAAUUCGCUAUUUAACAGAACCUGCAUCUACUGCGGCAUCUUGUAGUGAAAACACCAAGGAGGAAAGCUCUUCGCUGCCUCCUGAAAUAACAAUCGGGAUUGACAUUGGCAUGUGGCCAUGUUGUAUUUCUGUGUGGAAUGAUUCCGAAGUGGAGCUUUGGAAUAAGAAAAUAAAUGAGAUGAUGAAGAGAUCUUGCGAAACUUCCAAAGAUCGUGACUGUUCUAUUGAAGCUAGUAGUACUGAAGUCUCACUCUCCCUAGAAAAUGAGAUUACAAUUUUAUACAUGAAAGACUUAUGUAGCACAAUUUUCGGUGAAAAUGCAAGUUUCCCAUUUCUGAUGCACACAGUGGAUAUUAAGGUUCGCCCUUUUGUUGCUGCAUUUGUGAACAAACUGUGGAAAUCCACUACUGCAGUAGAACUACUUGGAAAAUUUAUGAUAGAAUUAAGAUCAAUGGUUGAAAUUCAUCUGAAUAGACCUAUAAGCAAUGUAGUGUUUACAGUUCAAGUUUCAUUCAGGCAAUUGCAGCUAGACUGGAUACAUCACGCUUGUGCGAUGGCUGAUCUUAAAGUUAUCAGACUGAUGCCUCAACCAACAGCAGUGGCUUUGUCGUAUGUGGUUCAUCAACUGAAUUCUUCUGCUUCUGAUAAUGAAAGCAUGAAAAUUGCUCUCAUUUUCAAUAUGGAUGCAGGUUAUUGGGAUGUUUCUGUUAUUGAAGCAGAAAAAGGAAAAUUCCGAAAAAAAGCCUCGACAGGAAGUUCUAUUGGUGGAGAAGAUUUGCUUGGAAAUAUGAUGUCUUAUCUUUUACCUGAUUUUGAAGAGAUAUUCAAGAGACAUUGGAAUUCAGAAAUUAUAUUAAUGGCUUUUCUUCGAAGUAGAAUCCAUGACGUGAUUACUAAGCUUUCGUCUGAGACAAGUGUUGAGGUUGAUUUAGAUUUGGGAUAUGGUUUGAAGAUAUGCAAGGUUGUAACGCAGAAGGAGUUUGAGGAAGUUAACAAAGAGGUGUUUGAGAAGUGUGAAUGCCUAAUCAUCCAAUGCUUGCAAGAUGCGAAGAUAGAAGCCGAGGAUAUAAAUGAUGUGAUAAUUGUCGGUGGAUGUUGUAAUAUACCAAGGGUGAAGAAUCUUGUUACUAAAAUAUGCAAUGGAAAGGAAAUUUAUAAAGGUAUGAAUCCUUUGAAUGCUGUACUUUGUGGUGCAGCAGUGGCAGGAGCUGUUGAUGAUGCCAUUGGUAAAGUCAUGAUAUCCAAAAUAUAG
Molecule: messenger RNA, 1455 nt
Organism: Trifolium pratense (red clover)
Lineage: Eukaryota; Viridiplantae; Streptophyta; Magnoliopsida; Fabales; Fabaceae
Product: heat shock 70 kDa protein 8-like
Exons: 3
Coding region: 1-1455 (484 amino acids)
Biological process (GO): protein refolding; cellular response to unfolded protein
Cellular component (GO): cytoplasm
Molecular function (GO): ATP-dependent protein folding chaperone; ATP binding; ATP hydrolysis activity
Source: RefSeq, a predicted model, not a curated record